Fusarium pseudograminearum CS3096 is the source of this 783-nucleotide messenger RNA. RefSeq lists its product as uncharacterized. NCBI's taxonomy places the organism in Eukaryota, Fungi, Ascomycota, Sordariomycetes, Hypocreales, Nectriaceae. Gene Ontology annotation, molecular function: sequence-specific DNA binding; RNA endonuclease activity; RNA binding. Bases 1 to 783 code for a protein of 260 amino acids. The record is from RefSeq and is a predicted model, not a curated record. The transcript has 3 exons. Gene Ontology annotation, cellular component: cytoplasm; nucleus.
AUGUCAAGCGGCGUUAAGAGAGACCGCGACGGCAACGCUCGUGCUAAGAAUGCGGGCCCGCCGAAGCAGUCUGGGCCAAAGGGGAGGUUUCAUGAUAUGUUUGAAGGUUUCCGCGAUGAGCUUGAUGAGCAUCAUGAUCGACGGGAGAGAAUCGUGAAGGCUUCGCGAGAUGUUACGGCUAUGAGCAAGAAGAUCAUUUUUACACUUCAGAGAGUCAAACAUCUCAACAAAGACUUCCCUCCUCACAUUCAACAAGACAUAGAUACUCGUCUUGAGGAAAUCGCCAAAAUUCUCAGCGCUAUCGCCCCCGAUCUGCAAAACGUCAACCGCUACCGCUACACCUCUCCCCUGCGAUGCCUUGAAGAAUUCGUCGAGGCGCUGUCUUUCGCACACUACCUCCGCCACCAAACUAUCAUCACUCCCACACAGGCCCAAGCCGCUAUGCCAGCGGAUAUGUCUCUGACGCCGCAUGAUUACAUGUAUGGUAUUUUCGAUCUCUUUGGCGAACUGAUGCGCUUCGCGACUGUCACGACAGCCCAGACGGGCGAGUUGGCCGGCAACGGCGAACGAAACAUCAUGGGCGAUAUUCAAGAGCUUGGAUGCGAGUUUGAGAUUUUGCCUGAUGUGCCUACCAAGGACUGGAGGGGUAAGAUGGGUGCGAUGAGGCAGAGUGUCAAGAAGGUUGAGAAGCUGGGCUAUGGACUGGUGGUGAGAGGCAGUGAGAGGCCCAAGGGUUGGGUGCCGGAUAUGAAGGAUGAUGCGCCUGAGCCUACAUCGCCGUGA